AUGCCAAGUCCAGAACUUCCAGAAGACAUAUACCGUCAAUUUUCACUAGCCGAGGUCAAAGCUGCUACCAACAACUUCCAUCAAGGCUCCAUUAUUGCUGAAGGUGGUUUUGGACCCGUAUACAGGGGGGCUGUCAAUGAUGGAACCAUGGUUGUUGCUCUCAAACGUCUCCGAUCGAGAUCACUACAAGGAGUUACUGAGUUCCAAAAUGAGGUACAGUUGCUGUGCCAGUUGCGCCAUCCACAUCUCGUCUCUUUCAUCGGGUUCUGCCAUGAGGACAAUGAAAUAAUCCUUGUGUAUGAAUAUAUGAGCAGAGGGUCACUGUCUUAUCAUCUCCAUCGUGACGGUUAUGUUCCACUCGGUUGGAAAAACAGGCUACAGAUAUGUAUUGGUGCAGCGCGUGGAUUACAUUACCUUCACACAGGAGUAAAGCAUGUUGUAUUCCACCGUGACAUCAAGAGCUCAAACAUUCUUUUAGAUGACGAAUGGUCGGGUAAGCUUUCCAGUUUCGGGUUGUCGAAAAUGGGUCCCAUUAGCAUGAAAAAAGCCUUGAUAAGAACGGAGUCGAGUGUGGUGGGCACUUUUGGAUAUUUGGCUCCGGAAUACAUGAUUCAUGGGUUACUAACGGAAAAAUCUGACGUCUUCUCGUUUGGGGUCCUUUUAUUUGAAGUUCUUUGUGGUAGAAAAGUCUGCGAUGCAACAUUACCAAAGAAUCAACAAUACAUACUUGAGUGGGUUAUUGAAUCGGCAAAGGAAGGAACCAAUUAUCAUGUCAUUGAUCCAUACCUCAAGGGGACGAUAGCUCCAGAAUGUUUCAAGCAAUAUUUGGAAAUCGCUUGUAGUUGUGUCCACUACGAGGGAAAUAAACGGCCAACAAUAGGCGAGGUGGAGGUCAUGCUAGAGCUUGCCUUGGAGUUGCAAAAGCAAGCAGAUUCUAUAAUGGAGAGCAUCAAUCCUCAUGGUGAAUAUAUGUAUGAAGAAGCAUCAUUUCGUUUCAGUGUUAGCGAUCUUGAUCUUUAUGGAUAUUAUUAUGGUAGUGGAUGCUAG
Theobroma cacao (cacao) is the source of this 1047-nucleotide messenger RNA. NCBI's taxonomy places the organism in Eukaryota, Viridiplantae, Streptophyta, Magnoliopsida, Malvales, Malvaceae. The record is from RefSeq and is a predicted model, not a curated record.